Messenger RNA from Cyclopterus lumpus (lumpfish), 480 nucleotides. RefSeq names its product protein Bouncer-like. The coding region runs from base 1 to 480 and encodes 159 amino acids. The transcript has 2 exons. Lineage: Eukaryota; Metazoa; Chordata; Actinopteri; Perciformes; Cyclopteridae. The record is from RefSeq and is a predicted model, not a curated record.
AUGGGAUCACAAAGAGAGAACAGUCUGGAGGUCCAUCUGCUGGGACCACGCAGGCUCCUGACCUCCAUCCUGUUGGCCACGGCUCUGGUCCUCCCCGCUCUGAGCCUGGACAGCCUGCUGUGUCUCUACUGUCCUCUGCAGCACAAAGGCAAGUCCUGCCCCGAGAUCACCAGCCAGUGUCUGCCUGGUCAGCGCUGCUCCAGCUCCGGAGGCCACUACGGCUCCCUCCGCAUUCUGUCUGCUCAGGGCUGCUUGGACACUAAACUCUGUGGCUCCCAUGAGAUCACCUCUUAUCGGGGGGUCAAGUACAAUGUCAGCCACGCCUGCUGCUGCAAAGACAAAUGUAACGGCCGGCCGAAGUCUGACGCCAACCCGAAGAUGCUAAUGGGGAUCAAAAUAGAUUAUACUAACACCACUAAUGUUCUCGGAGAGGAGCUUUGGGAUUCAUGUGCAAAUUACACAUCAGGGAGCUCCACAUGA